AUGGCUAAUCUGCUUCUAAUGAGCACUCUAAUCACAAUUUUUAUUUGCUUAUCUUUGAGUUUCACCAAAUCGUCAGAGGUUUUUCUACCCAAAUCCCUAAACCUCACCCUCCUCACCGAUCCUUCCACCAUCUCCGCCGCCUCUCACGAUUACGGAAACAUCACCACCGUGACUCCAGGCGGGGUUCUCUGUCCCUCUUCCACCGCUGAGAUAUCCCGUCUCCUCCGCUAUGCAGCUAACGCCAACGGAGACAGGAUGUUCCAAGUGGCGGCUCGUGGCCAAGGCCACUCCUUAAACGGGCAAGCCUCCGUCUCCGGCGGAGUAGUCAUCAACAUGACGUGUCUCUCUGGGGUGGUGGUUUCGGAAGACAAGAAGUAUGCUGACGUGGCGGGAGGGACUCUAUGGGUAGAUGUGCAGAAGAAGACGGUGGAGAAAGGGGUUUCGCCGGUUUCUUGGACGGAUUAUUUGCAUGUCAGCGUCGGAGGAACGCUGUCAAACACUGGACUCGGCGGCCAAGUGUUUAGAAACGGCCCUCAAAUUUGUAACGUCCUUGAGUUGGAUGUUAUAACUGGAAACGGUGAAAUGUUAACAUGCUCGCCACAGCUAAAUCCAGAACUGUUUUAUGGAGUAUUAGGAGGUUUGGGUCAAUUUGGAAUAAUAACGAGAGCCAGAAUUGUUUUGAACCAUGCACCUAAAAGGGUGAAAUGGUUUCAGAUGCUGUACAGUGACUUCACAGCUUUUACAAAAGACCAAGAACGUUUGAUAUCAAUGGACAAUGAUAUUGGAGUUGACUAUUUAGAAGGUCAACUGAUGAUGUCAAACGGCGUCGUAGACACCUCAUUUUUCCCACCGUCCGAUCAACCUAAAGUCGCCGAUUUAGUGAAGAAACAUGGUAUCAUCUAUCUCAUCGAAGUCGCCAAAUAUUACGAUGAUCCUAACCUUCCCAUCAUUAGCCAGGUGAUUGACAAGUUAAAUAAUUCUUUUAGUUACCUGCCCGGGUUCAUAACAAUGCAAGACGUGCCCUACUUUGAUUUCUUGGACCGCGUAAAAACCGAAGAAGAGAGACUUAGAGCAUUGGGUUUAUGGGAAGUUCCUCAUCCAUGGCUUAACCUCUACAUCCCUAAAUCUCGGAUUCUUGAUUUCCAUGAAGGUGCUAUCAAAGACAUUCUUCUUAAGCAGAAUUCGACUUCUGGACUUACCCUCAUCUAUCCAACAAACCAAAAUAAAUGGAACAAUCGUAUGUCGGCGAUGGUACCAAAUGAAGAUGUUAUUUAUGUAUUCGGACUACUACCAACAGCUAACCAACAUAAUUUGCCAGAAGUCGAACGCGUUAACGAGAAGAUAGUUAGAUUUUGCAAGAAGUCGGGUAUUAAGAUUAAGCAGUAUCUAAUGCAUUACACCAGAAAAGAAGAUUGGAUUGAGCAUUUUGGAUCGAAAUGGAGUGAUUUUUCCAAGAGGAAAGAUCUGUUCGAUCCCAAGAAACUGUUAUCUCCAGGGCAAGAUAUCUUUUGA
Molecule: messenger RNA, 1512 nt
Organism: Microthlaspi erraticum
Lineage: Eukaryota; Viridiplantae; Streptophyta; Magnoliopsida; Brassicales; Brassicaceae
Source: the annotation of a GenBank genome assembly